Fulvia fulva is the source of this 3510-nucleotide messenger RNA. RefSeq lists its product as uncharacterized. Lineage: Eukaryota; Fungi; Ascomycota; Dothideomycetes; Mycosphaerellales; Mycosphaerellaceae. The transcript is spliced from 2 exons. The coding region runs from base 1 to 3510 and encodes 1169 amino acids. The record is from RefSeq and is a predicted model, not a curated record. Gene Ontology annotation, molecular function: zinc ion binding. Gene Ontology annotation, biological process: silent mating-type cassette heterochromatin formation; regulation of transcription by RNA polymerase II; rDNA heterochromatin formation.
AUGGAGUCCGGUGGAUUUGGCCAUGAUGGCUCGCUGGGUGAUCUGCCAACGCGUCCCAUGCGGGUCAAGAUACUUUACACCUUUGAUGCCGAGAACAAGACAACUUGUCUGGCACGAUUUCCCGAUACUCUGAACAUACCCGUCGUCGCCAUCGACGAGCAAUCUCAAGUUGGCGUCAUCGACCUCCAACAAUGUGUCCAAGCCAUGCUCUCGGCUUCUCCGGAAAUCAUGUCCAAACUCGAUACUGGCGACUUCACGGUCUACACCUUCGACUAUACCGAGCUCGACACCCCGAUCGUGGGUCAGGGUAGACUCUCGGCGUUGCUGGCUCAACCCACGUCGAGCGAAGGCAAGUCGAUGAUCACUGGACGCGUUUGCAAGAAUGUUCAAGCUAUCUUCAGUGGAGGCGUCAAGGAGAUUCUGGAGGUCAAGUUCAGGUUGACGCCGCUAUCUCGCCCGUCGCACAAUGAGAUGAUGAGGCAGUCCGAGGGCUUCCGUAGUGUGAGCCCUGCCACGUCAACUGGCUUCGAUCCAAAUGCGUGGAAUGCCUCCCAGCAAAAUAAGGCUCAGCAACAGACAAUCGACUACUUCAACUUCGAUGGCUUGAACUCAGGAAGCGACAACGGCGCAGCUCUGCUGGAAAAUAUGUUCGGCAUAGCACCCGGAAGUAGUGGCGAGUCUAGCGGACUUCAGCACUCAGGAGGCGUGGGAGUCUCUGAGACCCCGACAGACACAGCCUAUGGCUUCAACCCCGCAUUUUCUGUUCAAUCUCACAGCGCACCAGGCAGCCGAGUUGGAAGCCCGGUCAUCCAUCCUGGAUCCAGCUCCCUUAACGAUUCGCUACGUCAUCAGAGCUUUUCAGGUCAUCCAUCGAAUCUGGCGGAACAGCCCCGGCCCGAUUCACGUGCAAGUGUACGAAGUGAAACCAGUCCAUCUCACCACCAACGCCAAGCAUCUACACAAUCCUACCACGAGCAACAGACCGAACGUCAGACAGAAUUCUUGUACAACGAAGAUGGUCAACCACGCAAGCGUGCAAAGGUCAUGCAGGCAGACUGGCGUGGCAAGUCGUCGUUUGGCACGAAGACUAGAGAUCUCCGUGUCACAGCUGCGACUGCCUCGUCGAUGCACAUGCAUAGACCCAUCGCGAAGCGGCCAUCAGCGCCUGGUACUGACUUGGAGCCGCCGCCACGUGUACCCACGCCUGUGCCGCAACGCAGAAUCUUGCCCCGACCUUCGAUGCAGCCGACAACGUCACGAAGCAUGUUGAGGCAGGCGUCUACUGUUGACUCGGACUUCAUGUCUGAUGUCGACCAGAUGUCAGAUGCCAUGAGCUCGCCCGAGGGUAGCUCACCUGCGAACAGUGUCAAUGCUGAUGCCACACCGAUGGACAUCCCUUCUUCUCCCCCGCUGAUUCCUGGCUACAACCUGCCGACACCCAGUAGUCCUGGUCUGCCAACCUUACCAUCUCGAAUGUUAGAUAGUGGAUACAUGAGUGGAACGAUCAUGGAAAGCAUGGAGAACGAUGACAAUAGGAGUCCAGAUGCAGAGGACUUGGAGAUGGCAGCGAAGUACAGAGCACGCAGUCACCAGCGAGAUCCCAUCGUUAAGAUUGAGGGGGCUACGACUAGUGAUGCGCCUUUCUACUCAAUGGAGCCUGCGCCAAGUGACCCGAAUGGCAACUUGCCGUCUGGCCAGGCUCACGGCAAUCAAGGACAACAAUCGCGCCCGCUUGCACCAUUAAAACGCUCCACGACCUCAGACGUGCGCCCUCUACUUCCUCGAGGCGACAGUACUAUCAUGCAGGCGGAAGCUGCGGGUUCAAGACGCGGAUCUCUUGCACUACCUCCCAAGCCAAUAGCACGGGCGGCAUCGCAAGAGCAGAACUCCAAGGCACCAUCUAAGCAAAAACGACAACCUCUACAGCGAUCCCGCACAACCUACAACGAUUCCGAGGCCGGCUCGCCAGCGCCUAGCGAUACUGAAGGUCGUCCGCGAGGUAAUGCUCGAUCAGGGUCUGCUGUACCACGUCGCAAGCUCAUCCAAGAUCGACUUAACGCGAAGAUCAGAAACGGUGAAGUGCCAAUUUAUUGCACUCACUGCGGCGCCAUCGAGACAACCACCUGGCGGAAGAUGUACAUCAAGGUCUGUGACCGCGCGCCUGAGAAGCUGGACGAGAUCGAAGGAGAAGGCGAGACCAUCGGCAUCCAGGAAUUGGAGAAGAACCAGGAGUCUGGGGAGAUCACUAAGUUCCGAAUCCGGAAGUGCAUCAAGAAUGUCAAGGAGCAAGCGCCUGGCCCGGGUUUCGACGAGGUGAAUGUCUGCAACCCGUGCGGUUUGUGGUUCAAAAAGUUCCGCGAUAUGCGACCUGAAGACCGAUGGCAUCGAAAAGUCGUGAGGAAGUCCAAGAAGUCCAAGAACAAUGACGACAAUGCGACAGACGGCAUGGAGCCUCCUUCCGAGGCAUUCUUCACUGACCAAGUCGUGCCGGAUGAUGCUGUAGAGUCUGGGUCUGCCGAUGACGCACAAGCUGAUGCUGGAGCUGAGCAAGAAGCUCGACCUGCUCCUGCACGCCGCCCGCGAGCCCAUAGUAUGGAGCUCGGACGUGGAGGUGGCGAUGGCAAGCCUGGGGCUGCACGUCAGGCUGCCGCCAUGAGACGCGAGAUCCAGUCGAGUCCAGUCCACUUUGGCUCCCAGCGUAGCCCGAUCGAGCUGGAUCUUACACCGGCAAAGCCAACAAGACGUCUCCUGUUCCCGUCACCGAGACAAAGCGGUGAGGUGAGGAAUUUGGAUACGUGCCUAGACAGCAGACCAGCUUCACGAUCAGGUGAAGACGACCCCGUCCAGAAGCCCGAUGUCAAGAUUGUCACCACGGAGGAGACCACCUUGAAUGUUUACAAGGCCUUCACGUACGACAAGGAGAAUAUGGCUCCUCUGCUCGAGGAGAACGAUGAUUUGUCCCACCUUUUCGACGGGUCGCCAAGUGCGGUCUUCAAGACUCCACUUCCCAAGACACCAUCGAAAAGCACCCCACGUUCGCAGAAGCAUUUCAACGAUCUUUUGAAGACACCAACACAAAGCAGCCGCAAGCGAAAGCCGCUGACACCCAGCCAGAACGCUGCGAACAACGCCGACAUGAACCUGAACGCUAACGACUUUAUGACUUCUCCGACCUCGAACCGUUACUUCCUUCGCUCUACGCCCAGCAGACUUGAGAGGACUCCAGGCAGCCGCAGUGUCAGCGGUGGCAGUCAGACACAAUUGGCUGAGCCAUCUCCAUUCUCUCGGCAUCUUGCUGCAAUGCUCAGUGAUGCUAACGGUAUGGGUGAUGCUACUUUCACGAGUCCCAGCAGACAGUACGACUUCAGCGAUCUACCGACGUUCAAUACGCCGGGUCGUGAGGUGGACUGGAAGGGGUUAGAUGAGAUUUUGAGUAGCGAAUUUGCUAACUUUGAUGAUGGGAAUGGGGUGAGCUUCGAUAGUGAGGCUGCCACUGGUGAGCAGGUUUGA